GAAUGAUGUCUAUUUAAACGAGGUCGCAUUACCAUUAUAGUCUUUAUAGACUACGAGUACAUGAUCAUCAUGUCGUCCACUCUCAUUUUCAGCAACAGAAUUAUUUUGAGAAUCAGAAUCUUUCAUGUCGUCGUGUCAAGAAACACGAACAUCGUUCACCCUGUUGUACUUCAAAGAUGAGAGGCUUUGGAGAGACCUUUGUUGUUGUUCCACCUGAGCCCACACAUGAAAACCCACGACCCCAAAAAAGAUUGACAUCACCAAACAGGACUUCUCCUGGUGAUUUGCAUGUACAAGAACUCUAUGCAUAAGCAUAAGCAAGCAUCUCCUCUGUGAAUUUGAUGGGCUGUCUUUGUUUGGAAUCGAUAAUAGCAAGACUCUUGUCCACCUCAUACGCUACUAGUAGAUGUAGAAUCCAUAUUUAUAAGUAGUAACAUUCAUGUCAUCUACAAACACCUUCAAGUUCUUUAACUAGUAGAAGGCCCGACUUCUAGGUGGCGUUAUUCUUUGACCCCUGCUCUCGAAACUGAAAAUGGCUUACUCUUACAAUCAAUUCGUACAUUGUCCUCCUCCUCCAUGCCAGGGAAGAUGAAUAAGAUGAAUCUAUGUAUAGAUUUCGAUUUUGUUUGUCUACGAUCAAGUGGUUCACAAUAUAAUCGUCGGCUCGCAUUCAUCAAGUGGAUGAUAUUUAUCAGAUAAAGCUAUUAUGCUAGGAACAAGAAGCCGAAAGAAGCGAUGGAGUUAGACUUUACCUGUCAUUGAAAUUGGUCGACGAAACUGAAGGUAUCUAUUAAUUUGAUCACGUAUGAGCCUGCUUGUCUUGGAUGCAUAACUUGACCUUAACUAUAACUUUAUGGUGAUCGAGUUUUUUCAUUAUCUUGCAAAGGUACAUGAAGAUUUCUAAGGUAUAAUAUUACUCUACAACGAAAUUUAUUUGAGAGGUUCGUUGUGCAGAAUCAGUCAAGUGAUUCGUGCCCGACAUAACGCAAUGUCGAGCAAAAGCAAGUCCGCCUCUUUGGAGGGAGGUGCAGCCGGGCACCAACAUUAUGUAUGGAUGAUUUACCAUCUCGGCUCAUACUCACAUUCAGCAGCAAUCCACUGAGAUAAUGAAAAACCGUAUUCUAACAAUUCAUGUUACGGACCGCAUGGGCUGUACUAGGUCAGUCGUUGGCGCCUUGGUUGUGUUGUGUUUGUCUGGUUGUUCGUCGUGGCCAUGUGCCGGCGUCUCUCUUCUCCAAUUACAUCUGGGUUAGGAUGGGUUAGUGGGUAUUGAUGGUUUAAUUCUCGAUUUACAGAAUGGAGUAGCGGCUGCGUCUGCAGCAGCAAACACUUCAAUAUUAUCUAUAUCUUCCUCCGUUUUACAUAAGAAAUUCCGCAUUCCUUCUACGUUCCAACCUAUACGACCUCUAAUCUCAGUCCGGCAAAUCCUCAAUGGGCUCCUUCACGGACGUGAAAAACGUGAUAAGACAGCAGGUGCCAGAAUCCGCCACGACAGUUUUACUAGGAGAAUGCACUCAUGGAACUGAAGAGUUCUACCAGUUGAGAGCUGACAUCAUUAAGGCAACCAACAUCAAGAGAGCAUGAGCAUCCUCAGAAUCAUUCUUGUUGGGCUCCUUUUUCAACGGUAAUAAAGAGGUCGUCCCAACAGAUGAUUACUCAUCGGGAUGGACUGAUGGCCUCAGGGAAGAUGGAUGUCCUACACCUCGCUCUAAUAUCACGAAAUAUUUGGUGGAAGUGCGGAAAUUCAAGGUGAUCAUCGUGGAAGCAGACUGGCCUUUUCUUUGGCACGUUAACCAGUAUAUUCACAGAAAGAAACUACAUAUGUUUCCGAGAAAGUAUGGCUUCAAGUAAACAGUAGACCAGAAUAACGAGUUAGAGUCUCUGCUCUUCACGACGCGUCUCUACUCGUAUGUGCCUCCCUUCAGUGUAAUUCACUGUAUACUUUUCCUCCUUGUCGUGGGUGCUUCGUCCGUCUUCGUGUUUCCACCUUUCCUACCCAGAUCCCCUCUACGCCCCUUCAUUUUCCCAGCCAAGCCCGCUUUCCUGAGUGGAUGUGGCAGAACCGACCCUUUGUGGAUCUCAUAAAGUGGAUGCGGCGGAUGUCACAGACGGAUAGUGCUUGUUACCUCUUUGGGAUGGAUUGCUACUGUAAAGAAGAGUCCAAAGCCGAGUUGUUGCAAUUUUUGGAUGCUCAUGACCCAGACUUGGCCAAACUACUUCGUGCGUCCUGUUUUCCGCGUGAGAGGCCAGAAAAGUGGCCAGAAAUAUUGUCGAAGUUACAGUGGGGCUACAACAAGAAAGCAGGGGGAAGCGGAGGAGGGAGGAGUUCUUGUACUACAAAUACUUCGCAUAUUGAUGUCUAAGAUUGAUCAACAUGGGCGCUCUUGGUUUUUGUUCUUGAUAAACCUUUUUAUUCGUUGGAUAGUUGGAUUGAUCAGCAGGAAGGAGAUAGAUUAAAAAGAUCAUUUUCAUCUUCUUCACCAAUACACCAGCUGGUGGCGCAGUUCGCGGCGAGCUAGUUAAAGACUAUGUCUACAGAGGCUGCAGCAAGCUGGACCGCUUCAACGCAGAACAAAAUUUAGAGUGCAUGAUAGCUGCGGACGAAUACUAUGACUAUGGCUGACAUUAGAACUUCAGAUGAAGAGUGACAUUCGGGAACGGGAAGUCGUUAUCGUUAUAUAUUGUUUCCCGAGUUCGACUUGUUCACGUAGAAGUUGGGCUUGUGGCUACUUACAUCUUUUUAUUUUCCUGUAAAUACAGUGCUGUUCAAGUAGAUCCCCUAACACGCACCUCUGAUGCCGCACCUCUCCCUCUCUCACUACAAGUACAGGGUUAGAAGUACAGUUGUGUCUCAUCAUAUUUUCUUGUAAAAAUGAAAGAAGGCAGCUUUCGCUGCAGAUCUCUUUGUGUAGAAGUAGAGUUCUACUUCUAGUCCAUUCUAAGUCUUGCUCACCUCUAAUACCAAAAGCAACGUCUAGAGCCGCCAGGAAGUCAAGCAAGUUGGAAUGCCAGGGACCAGCAUAUGGCUACGACGAUAAUGCGUCUUAAGGAAGCGGCAAAGGAUAUCUUUCCGGUAGAAAAAGGUAAGGAACCGGAGGAAUUAAAGGUACUUCUAAAAAGUGGUUCGAAUUACAUUGAUUACAUUUUAUGGCAUGCUUCGAAUUCGUCGAUUGAUUACGACUACUAAAUGAGCAACGGUUGCUGCAUGGUUGUAUACUUUUUUCACAACAUCCUUCCACAUCCACAACACGCAACAAAACCCCAGGUAAUAGUUUGGGCUCACAACUCACAUAUUGGAGAUAGUACAGCGACACCGAAUGGCGGAGUGAAUUUUGAACGCAACGAAACCUGGAACCUUGGGCAGAUGUGUCGGAGUAUCUUGCAGAACGUGUUCAUAGUGGGCUUUUAUAGCUACUUAUGAUUGAGGAAAUGAAGAGAGUUGAUUUUGAUUCUUGAAUGAGAUGACUGCGCCUGCUCCUGAGUUGUAGUUUCAAUUUCUAUCAAAAGGUGCCAGAAAGAAUAAUUUCUAUGGCUAUAAACAAGUCGUUUUUUCAAUCAUGUUCGCUUUUUCUUCAAUCCUAUCUUAAUCUUAUACACUUUUUCACUUUCUAAUUUGCUGCGGUUCCGUCCGCGCAGCGAAACAGUGGGGCGAGCAAGGAAAGGUGAUGCAGUUGCGACCAGCUCUACCGAAUUCUCUGGAAUUUCAACUCCAUUCCCGAUUCCCCAAACAGCAGGCCUUUGUAAAACUAGAUCCCACGGCUAAGGUGUGGUACGGCAGUUCUGAUGAUGCGCCUAAUUUCGCUUUGCCCUGUCAGUACGAGUUCUUGCAUCCGGAGGUGCUUUGUACGACGAAACCUAGCUGGAAAAGUGACAAGGUUGACAUUUUAGUUGGCGGAGCAGGAAAAAACAGAAGUAGCAGUAGUUGUAGUUCUUCUGGUUGUACUAUUAUUAAGGCUCAGCCAUUUCAAUGGUCAUUGGGGUUGGUCACUGAGAUCGAAGAAGCAACCCCUUUAGAGAACAGGGGAAAAGGAAGGGAAAGGGGAGAGCUUUGGAGGGGGUCUCUUCCGUUCAGCAUCAGUGACCAUUGAGUGCUGAGCUUUAAUAUUAAUGGGAAGAUUGAUAUAGCGUCAAUGGUAGGAGGAAGUGGGCGAUGUAGUAGUGGAGGUUCUUCCAGCAGUACAAUAAAUCCAGGAGACUUGCAACCGCCCAACAGGGUAAUUUUCGAAGCCCAAGAGAGGCAAGCUGCAGUUAGCACUAGAAGUGUUCAGAGUUAUCGCUUACGUGGUGUUUUUGGCGGAGGUCAAGGAGACCUGCAAAUUGGUGGAAGCAGUAGUAGUAGUUCCUUUUCUUCUACAUCAACAUCGUGUUGGGUCGAUGAAUUUACACCUAAUCAGCACAUCUCCUUGCAUUGUCUCCCUAGUGAUGUUUUGGAGAGGUUGCGACAGGAUCCCCUGUUCUGGAUGAAUUGUGUGCCGAUUUUACAGCGCUGGGUCGGUGUCCAGUACCAUCCGGAGACGGAGUUGCAGUCGCAUUAUGGAGAAUUAGUAGCGUCGAGAGCUUAUGACAUGCUGCUGUUUGUGGACGAAAGCAACGCGUUGAACGUGGACUUCGAUGCUGGUAUUUUUAUUAACGAGUAAGUUUUUCUUGGUAGCCUUUGCAGCUAUUUUUGUCUUCGUUCAACCACAGAGGUUGUACCGCUUUGCACCUGCUGUUGCAUGAAUAGGUUCUUUAUAGACAUCUCCAUCUUCGACAAUUGAAAAUUUCUCGUCUUCGACAAAGUUUCUCUGCUCGUUCAUUUCCCGUCAAGUACUUCGAAGAAAACAUCUUCGUGGUCGGUUCUCUGCUCGUUCCUUUCCCGCCUAGUAAACAUCUUCCUCCCGCCACCAAUGAAUCAGUAUUUUCAGACGAAAAGACCGCCGAGCAGAGCUCAGCUGAGAAUGUGCAAGCGACGCCUGCUGCGACGAAACGGUUGAUGAAGGAGUACGCUAAGCUUUUAAAAGAGCCUCCGCAAGGAGUCGAAGCGCACCCAAUGGAGGACAACAUUCUCGAGUGGCACUUCCGUCUUGUUGUUAAGGCUUACUACAGUAAUUCAUCUUGAGCAGCAUCUUUGACUCGUCCUUUUCUAGGGAGAAAACGCGUCAAAGAUGCUUUUCAAGAAAGAUGAAUAGAAGCGAGGUCUAACCUUGGCAGCGCAGGUCCAUACAUUGGAGGACGUUAUCACGGCGUUCUCGAGUUCCCACCUGAGUUCCCGAUGAAGCCACCGUCGAUCAAGAUGCUCACACCUAGUGGCAGAUUCGAGUUAAACAGGAGAAUCUGUUUGUCGAUGUCUGACUUCCACGCAGAAAGUUGGAAUCCUAGUUUUAAGGCUGCGCCUAAAAAUCCAUCCUCCGAGACGACUACAUCCUAAAUGUGAAUGGGCCCCCCAAGGGAAAAAAGGGCCCAGAGCAACAACAAUGUACUUAUCUCGUCAGGAUGGAUCAUUAGGGUGAGCUCCUCUAAUUGUUGGACGGUCGAGAAGAUUCUUUUGGGUUUGUUGAGUUUCAUGCACGAGGACUGUCGCGAAAGUGUAGGGAGUAUUCACGACACGAUAGCGAAUAGAAAACAAUACGCUGAGGAUUCGGAGUUCUUCAAUAGGCAAAACGAGAUCUACACUUUGUUGUUCUUGAGUGGGGACGGCAGUGCCGAGCCCUCCGCUAGUAGUGCAGUCCCGCAAACUAAAGCUGCCAGAAAAAGUGGAGGUUCUUCCAGUUGUAGUAUCAUGAAUAUCGGCGGACUUUUGAAGCGAUCAAGAUCGUCAACGGCGGAUGAAACAGCAUCGACUUCGAGCACAGCAAAUCUGUUUUAUGAAGAUGAAAAGAAAUUGGAAUUGCUCUCUACCAGAACGAAAAGGAUUCUAGAAAUCUCACGUGAUCAUCCUCUUUUCUAGGUUCGUUCAGAAGAUUGCAGAGAUGCCAUCCUCUAACCUCUUCUCUCCGACCCAGGCACCCGUGUCUCCUCCACGCGGUCUAGCGUAUUACAGCAGAACUCCGAAAGAACUCUUCUCGCAGAGGAUGAAAGAGAUGACAGGCCAAGAUGCCGCUACUGCCUAGACAGCGAGGGCGAGCUUGUGUCGCCCUGUGCGUGUCGCGGGAGCUCGCAGUGGGUGCACUUGGCAUGUCUGCGACAGUGGCAGAAGAGCGUAUUGCUGACGCAAAGCACACAUCCAAAGUACCAGACUAGGAUAGACGCAAUCUGCAACAUCUGCGAUAAGCCAUUUAUCGGGAGAUUCAAACCAAGAGACAGGGCAUCGCAGGUGUUGGAAUUUGCAGGAGAAGAGAUGGCGAGAAGUUUGAAUUAUGACGGGACAUGAUGGACAAUUACAAUCAGAUGUAGAAGUAUAUGAGAUGAGAUUUUAUUUGCUUGUAGUUCCAGCACAAGAAACAUUUCUCAUUUAUUGCAUGGGAUAUCAAGAUCCUUGUCCUCUAUCACCUUUGAUGGAUUCGUACUUCAGUACCAUCUCAUUCUCACUUUCUACUUGUUCUUCUAGUGUCCGACUUCUAAUCCCCACAAGGCCGUCUGCUCGUUUCCAGCGAAAAAGAAUCACGUGAAGGGCAAGAAAGCAUCGAGGCGAACCCAGAGUUGCGCGUACAUCUCGAGCAUUGGAUUUUUGCUGUUUUCUUGAUUUUGAACCAAGUCAAUGCCUCCAGCACUGCGGGCGAAGAAAGAGAUUCCGGUGUUUUAGCUGUGAAUCUGGUGAUGCGUUGUAAGAACAAUCGACCACCUGGAAAAGUUACGAACACUCUGCCUGGCUACAGAGCGACGCAAAGCAGCCCUUUGAACUCGUGGGAAAGGAUCUAUAGACCCAAAGUAAUAGUAGCGUUUAAGGACGUGCUUGAACUAGACACCUCUGGCUCUGGCGUUGCCCCCGGAAGGGUGAGAACAACCGAUGACUCGGCAGUAUUGGACACCGCAUUUGAUCACUUCAUCGGUGGCCCGGUCGAGGCGGAAGAUUGUCUGGCUGUGGCCUAUCUCCCAGGGUUGCCAGCGGCAGCAGAAAAAGCCCAUAGGAAACGGCUUGUGGGGGUGAGCACAUACUACGGAGCACUAGAAACAAUACUGACGUUGGCGAAAAUACGUAUUCCUUCUUCGAAUGCUGUUAGAAUGCUUUUGCAGCUUGGUAGUUGUUCGUCUUGUUCACCUAUCUCUAUCAACAUAUUUACAAAAAUUAUAAAACUCGACGAUUUCAUCUCUUUAAAAAUGUUCACCCUGCUCUUCUGUCUGGUUGUCACAGUUGUAGCUUAUGAUCUUUCUUUUCUGCUGUUCAUCAUGUCGUUUUCAAACCCACCAAACAUCAGGUUUCCAAUUCACCUCGUCCGAGAAAGCACCUGGUGUGAGCAUUGUUUGUCUCAAUUUUCAGGUUUCCAAUCCACGUCUGAAAAAGCCCGUGUGUCCAUUUUUUGGGGCUAUGCGGCUUGGAAUACAAGUCAGCUGUUGGCUGAAGUGGCAAAGCGACACUGGGGCGUUUCUAAUCAGACGGUCGACGCGAGUGCCGGUUUCAGAGACGUGUGCUGGGAUGAUGUCAUGACAGGGAUGACAAUGGCAAAAGAAUCGGAAUAUUCGAGGAACUAAUCUUUUCCCUUUCUAUUUGUUUUUAAUAAAAAACUUUAUCUCGAUUGCAGAACCAGAACCAAGUACAUCACUCAGACUCAUCAAGAAGGACUACUAGUUCACACUCUUUUUAGAACUUUUUAGUGACUAGUCAUAGUCUUGCCACCAGGUGUACAAGGUUAUGAGGGACGACCAAGACUCGUGCCGUUUCGCUGGACUUCAGGCUACAGAAGAUAAUUGUCAUGUUGAAAGAUUCACCUUUAUCUUUCCGCAAGGAAACAAGAAACAAGUCAUUGAUUAUAUUUGUGUCCGAGGCAGGAAGACAGAAUCUCUCCUGAAAAGGCAAGCUUCUCCGAGGCAGAU
This is a messenger RNA of Amoebophrya sp. A25, 7950 nucleotides long. Lineage: Eukaryota; Dinophyceae; Syndiniales; Amoebophryaceae. The record is from the annotation of a GenBank genome assembly.